CGGAUUAACUACGAUACCAAGGAAUUGUGGGAGGGUUUCAAAAUGGCGUUCAGAGCUUUUACAAYAGCUCAACUGGCCAAGAAACUUGCGCCUUCUAGAGCAUUACGAAGUAGUAUUUUCAAUCAAAGAUCAGUUUUAGCAAGCUAUCAUACAGCAAAAUCAGAUCCCCCAUUGCCAACGCCAACUGACGACAACAGGAAUGUUGUGAACACUGAAUGGCCUCAGGAUGGAAUGGAACUUGGGGAUUAUCCAAACCUUCCUCACAUUUCCUCUCAAAGAAGGCAGGCUCUUGGGUGGUGGGAUCAGCAAGAUAGAAGAAACUAUGCUGAACCAGUUUUAGAAGAGGAAGAUGCAGCAAACAUCUGGAUUUGGCAAGAGGUUGAAUGCAAUGAUAAAUACACCAGGUCUGAAGCUCUGAUGCACUUUGUAAUUGCAUUUGGCUUUCUUGGUUUUGUUUAUUACUUGUCGUACUUAUAUGAUGCUCCUUCCCAUAAUCCUGCAGUUCCAAGAGAGUAUCCCUUUAACAAUCUUUACCUUGAGCGUGGAGGAGAUCCUGAGAAAGACCCAUCAGAAGAUAAAGGAAAAGUUACUAACCCUUUGUUUGGAAUGUAGAACUUCCCUUUAGAUAUAUUGAACAUUGUAUAUAAAUUUGUCUUGAAUAAAAAUAAAGAGUCGUCCUGAUAUUUCUUAAUUUGUCUUUGAAAAAAUUCCUAACAUGAAAUUUGUGUGUUUGUUGUCUUGUUGCUGUUAUUGUUGUCAAGAUCUGGCAAAUGAUCCAAAGUAACUAAACAGUAAGAACUCAA
Exaiptasia diaphana is the source of this 803-nucleotide messenger RNA. RefSeq names its product NADH dehydrogenase [ubiquinone] 1 beta subcomplex subunit 8, mitochondrial. The record is from RefSeq and is a predicted model, not a curated record. The transcript is spliced from 5 exons. The coding region runs from base 43 to 612 and encodes 189 amino acids. Gene Ontology annotation, cellular component: mitochondrion. NCBI's taxonomy places the organism in Eukaryota, Metazoa, Cnidaria, Anthozoa, Actiniaria, Aiptasiidae.